This is a messenger RNA of Linepithema humile (Argentine ant), 1198 nucleotides long. NCBI's taxonomy places the organism in Eukaryota, Metazoa, Arthropoda, Insecta, Hymenoptera, Formicidae. The record is from RefSeq and is a predicted model, not a curated record.
AUGGUGUGUAAAGGUACAAAACUUACGUCCUUGCUGGAAUACAUUCCGGCAUUCUUUCAUCAAGGAGAUUGUAAUCGAUCGUUAGUGGAGAUACCCAAAUGGUUGGAUAUAGAUAAGUAUCGCAAAGGGCAAAAGUUUGUAUCUGAAAAUUUUGCCGCAAUUAUUAUGGGAAAGCUAAUAGGCCUCAUCCAUAUAUACACUUUCAAUGAUAGUUUAAAACCAGUUAUUAUAGGAGGACACGGUCACACGCUGGAUUUAGGAUACAAAAGGUAUCUAUCAACUUUUAAGCGAAUUUUAAGCUGGUAUCAGGGAGACCCUUGGAUUAAAGGAACACAGGCUUAUAAAGACAUGCAGUUUACACAUAAAUUGCAUUUGCUAAUGAGUGAAAAAUUGCGUAAGCUCGAUAAUGAGCAAAUCGACGCUGCAUCUAAAAUCGCGGAACCGUGGUGUCCAGAUCGCGAAAUUUUUCUAAAAGAUUUUGCUACGGCAUGCCCAUUUGAAAAAUUCGCGCAAUUUCCUUUUACUAUGAUGAGUGAAUCGCCGUAUAGACCAAAAGGUAUAAAUAAUAUGGACCUCGCAAGUGUACAAGCCGCUUUUGUAGGUAUGUUUGUGUUGCGUCCGCAAGAUAUUGGAGUGCACAACGCAACAGAUGAAGAUAUAGAGUCUUUUUGUCAUAUGUGGAGAUGCUACGGAUAUUUUCUCGGAUUGGAAGACGAGCACAACUUUUUUCGUGGCAGUUUUGAAGAAAUAAAACAACGCACACAAGAUUUCUUCCAAUAUUGGAUAACGCCUAAUUUCAAGAUUAUUACGCCCGAAUGGGAGCACAUGACCAGAUGUGUUAUCGUACCAAUGAAUUAUUAUCGUUUUAUAUAUAUGCCUUAUAAAGCAAUGGUGUUAAUUGCUACAGACUUAUUAGAUUUAAAGAUGCCAAAUUUAUAUGCGUCUCUUAGUUAUUCAGAAUGGAUCGCUUAUAAAGUCUAUACAUUUAUACUUCAACAUGCUUUAAAAUUAUCUAUCAUAAGAAAAGCUAUGAACAAACUUGCAAUUUACAUUUUAAAUACUGCGGUAAACUAUAGCUCGGAAAAAAAGCCAGAACUUAAAAAAAAUCAAUGAAACUGUUAUCGUAAGUAAAGAAGGAGGAUUAUCAAAAUAUAAUAUAUACUAUUAUAUAAUCAAUAAAAUAAAUACAAUAGCUUUA